Molecule: messenger RNA, 3415 nt
Organism: Caenorhabditis elegans
Lineage: Eukaryota; Metazoa; Nematoda; Chromadorea; Rhabditida; Rhabditidae
Gene: M01G5.1
Product: Casc1_N domain-containing protein
Exons: 8
Coding region: 6-2681 (891 amino acids)
Source: RefSeq, marked reviewed
CCAAAAUGGAGCCCGAUGAUAAUGAAAUUCGAUGCCAAAUCAUGUGGCAGCUCAAGCAGGACAAGAAAUAUGAUGAAAUCGCCGAUCAUGUGCUCACGUGCUGUCUGGAUUGUAUCACAAAUCCCAGAAAACAGUUUGGAGGCCGCGAAAUGCUAUUUCCAGACGCUCCACCGCCCUGGAUUAAAAUGCCAGAAUCCGAGAAAUCAGAUCCCCAAGCGUGGCGAAAAUAUCAAAAACGUCAAGUUCACCAACAAAUGACACCCGAAGAAUUCGACGAUUUCCUCAUAGAAUCCGACUUUGGAGACGAACGAAUGUGCCACGAAAUCGCGAAAUUCAAGCGAAUCGAACGAGUCGAGGCGUGGAUUGUGCUCCGCGAGCUCCGGAAGAAGCAGCGAGAACGGAGACUUGAAGCCGAGAAAAUUGCGCGAGAAAUCAAGAAACGAGAGACUGACGAGAAGCGGGAAGCCGAGAAAUUGAAGAAAAUGGACGAAAAACUGAAGAUUCAGGAGAAAAAGCAGCAAAAAGACGAUGAAAAACAGGAAUAUUUGGAUAAAAUUCACGAAUUGGAGGAGGUUUUGGGUGUUGCGGCGGAGCCCAAAGAGGGGCCUUCCCUGGAGCCCGGAGAGCUCGUCGUGGAGCCCCGCCGGCAUCAAAAAGUGUAUAAUGUGAAGAACUCAAUGCCAUGGGCUCCAUCUCCGUAUGAUGUGCUCUGUUCGGAGCAUCGAUCCACAAUUCCCCAUCAACAACAGAAGAGAAUGAACGCGAUGUACUCGAAUUUAAUGUAUUUUGGAGAGUUUCAGCAUACCAGCAAUAGGCGAGAGCUUAAGGAUAUCCGAGCAGCUACAGAAACGGAAUACGAUACCCUAGUCGCCUCGGCUCUAGAACAUGCAAAAAAUGAAGCUUGCCACCCGUUGGACGUUGUAGAUGAACGAAAAAUCCAAAAAUGUCUUGAUCUAUUCAAAAAUCGUGAGCCGCCGCCCGGUGAAAAUCUGCAAUUUACGUUCAAAGACCCAGUUUAUAUAGUGGAAAAUGUCGACGCGGCCGAUGGAAUUCGUGGUUUAAAUCAGGCACUUGUGCCGAAAAUUGAGAAAUUGUUGAGGAAAGGAGUGUGGAAUGAUGUGCUUACGCUGCCGGAUAUUUCUCAGAAAUGCCCAAUUUUGAAUAUUGAGGACAGCAGCACCCCUCCUCCGAAGGUAAAGCUGCUUGACGACGCCCUCGCCGCCUCCUAUAUUGCAGAAAAUCCUACAGUAACCCUAAUGGCCGACGCUACAACAAUUUGUCACCUGCUGACACCAAAUUGGGAAUCCCGGGACUACGAUUACACUAUUCCGUGUGUAGUCCGAGAGGAGAAUCUGCCUGGAGUAGGAUGGCGCAAAGUUGUCGUACUUUCGAAGCCGAUGCCCAGUGGAAGGAUCACCAAAGCCUCUAUCCAACGAAAAUCGCUGAAGCGAGCUCUGAGAUCGCAAUUUUUGCUCAAAAAAUCGCCGAAAAUCGCGGAAAAGCCAGUAGUACCCGACGCAAUAGAAGUGGAGCCCACAACAACAUCAGAAGCUCCAGCAGAAGCUCGCGGAGCCACCGAUUUUCUCGACGAUAUUCUCACAGAAAUGGCGACGAAAAAAUCGAAAAAAGAGGCGAAAAACGAGGAGAAAAUUCCGGAAAAUCAGCGAAAAUCCACGUAUCAAUACGGAAUUUUUCGAAUUGGAGACGCCCGGCUUCUCGUUCGUUCGAAUGCUCCGUACGGUGUAAAUGAGCCCGGAGAGAAGAAGCAUGCAUUCUUGCACCACAGCUCACAGCGGGCUCAAGCUCAGGCUCACAUGGUCACUUUUGAGCCACGUAUUGAAUAUCUUCCAAAUGGCGGAGCAAUGGAUCUUGGAGCACCGGAAUGGUGUUGGAAUUUCACGAAAGCAGUGCUGAAAAUGAGCGAUUCGCACAUUUUAUAUAGAACUUCGUAUCGGCUUGAUCAUAUUUUGCAGAUUGAUGCAUUGACUAUGAAGGUUGAUGUACAGGAGCCACCUCCGGGCGCUUUUGGAUUACUCUCGGCGCGAUGUGUGAUGCUGGAAAAACUGAUCAAUCGGCUGGAAACGUUGAAUUUCGGUGAAUAUAUGAUUGUCCACGAGGCCAACAAACCGCUUACAGUAAUCCCACAGUGUGAAAGGGGCGGAGUCACGAUUGAGGCGAUGCGAAUCACCGGAAAUGAGGUUCAAAGCUCAUCGGACACCGCCGCUGGAGACUCGUUUUUCUACGGAUUUUCACCGGAUUUACCGUUUCAAUGGCAAAUUAUACAGGGAAGAGCACCGCGGAUGCUUUUGGCAAAAGACUCACCGUUGGCGAAUAAUCUACCAACCAAACAAAACUUCAACAAAAUCCAAUGGCACAAGUCACAAGUAAAGCGGAAAUACGAGCAAUAUUCAGCUGAAAGAGAGGACGAAAAGCGUAACCGUACGCUCGAUUUGGACGAUCCCAAUAUUUCCGCCGAUUUUACGAAUCCUGCCAUGAUUCCUGUGAAAUUCGAGCGAAAAUUCUAUCCUCCACGUGUCCGUGGACGUCGUGGUGGCCGUGGCCGAAGUGGUGGCCGAGGUGGUGGCCGUGGAAGAGAAAGAGACGGCGGCAGCCGUGGAAGAGGUGGCCGAGGUGGCCGUGGAAAUUCUGGAAAUGAGCCGCCGGUGGCCGAUAUUGUUUAAUUUUAUUUGUUUUUUUUAAAGUCCUUUUUGUUCUUUUAUUUCUAAUUUCUAAUGGCCUUAUUUAUCCUCGAAAAAAUUGAAAAUUCGGCCAUUUUUCGUUGAAAAAUUUCAAAUUUUUGUAGUAGUUUCCCGCCUAAAAAUUGGCUUAAAAUUGCAUUUUUAAUCAAUUUAGCUCGAAAAAUCAAGAAUUUCACUGCAAUUUAAGCUUAAAUUCGAAUUUUUUGAAAUUUUAGAAAAAACUUCUUUUUUUUUUGAAAAAUUUUCAUUUUCAAAAACUUUUAAAACAUGAAUUUUUCGAGCUGAAAAGUCCCGCGGAAUUCAAAUUUCAUAGUUAUAAUCCCCGAAAAAUUUCAAUUUACACCAUUUUCGUGUGUCAUUUUUCUCUAAAUUUAUGCCCAAAUUUUUCAUUUUGACCCGAUUUUCGAAGUUUUUCACGAUUUUCAGUGUGAAAUUCGAAUUCUCCGCUGGUUUUUAGCCCUGAAACUGAAAAAAGUUCUGCCCGAAUUUUUUUUUUGAAAAAUUUCAAUUUUCAAAAAAUUCCCAAAACUCGAAAAUUUCCGGGCUAAAAAAGACCCGCGGAAUUCAGAUUUCCUAUUCAAAAUCCCCAAAAACCCAUCAUUUACCCACAUUUCCCCCGGUUUUCUCUAAAUUUCCCAAAAUUUCGAUUGUCUUGUUUUGGUUGUUUCUGGUUCCCAGCUUACCGUAUCUGUAAGAUUUUUUUGAAAAAAUCGAUU